AUGGCUGACAAACAGGAGGACACAGCACUUCUGCCUGUUGAUGAUAAGAUUGACUUGUUCGAUGACACUAUGAGUUGGGAGAAGCUGUCUGUGCCAGAGUCUAUUAUGGAGUUACUGCACGCAUCUGGCUUUCAUAUGCCCACUAAGACACAGGUGGCCGCUAUCAAGCCAAUCCUGUGCGAUCGUAAGCGCUCCGGGCUCCUUGAGGCCCCCACUGGCACCGGGAAGACGAUAUCGUUUCUCACCGUUGCCAUGUCGCAUAUCACACCAGAUAAAAGUCUUCCACAGGCCGUCAUAAUUGCUCCCACGAAAAUUUUGUGUCGUCAAAUAUAUGGAGUCGCUGAGAAUCUUGCCAAGGGGUCGAAUAUCCGUGUCAGCCUUUGUUUUGCUAAAGACGAACUGAAUGAAGGCGAAUUGAAUCCCACUGCACAUAUCGUUAUCGGGACAAUUCACUCUCUUUUAAAUAAUUUCAGCGGAAAGAUAGUAGUGAAAGGGAAGACACGAAUAGCAGAACGGGCAACCUUUGACUGUACCGCAAUUAAUACAAUAAUUAUUGAUGAGGCCGAUUACUUCAUUGAAAACAAGCAUGAGAUAUCGAAGUUUAUUGAGAUUGCUCCAAAGAAGACCAGGCGAUAUCUCUACUCAGCUACUAUGCCUAGUGAGGUCGUUGAUACGAUGGUUAAGGAGUGGCUAGAUGUUGACAACCCGUAUUUUGUGGAGCGCGUGAACAUAUACCUAGGAAAUUCUGUCCAGUUUUCUCUCUGUUGUACCGAGGCAGAUAAGACUGUUGCCCUGGACAAAGUAAUUAACUUGGAAAUCUAUAAAAAAGGUGCGCAAUCCAUUAUCUUUUGCAAAACACGCAAAUUUGUUGAUGAGUGCUACCGAGUGAUGAAAAACGCUGGCUAUAGUUGCUCUAGAUACCACUCAGACAUGAGCAAGGAAGCAAAGAUGGCAGAAUUUGAAAAGUUCAGAAAGCGCGAAACCAAUUGCUUGAUCACUACCGAUGGCUUGGCUCGAGGAAUAGAUGUCGCUACUAUAAGGCUGGUGGUCAACUAUAACCCACCUGUCAAGUGGGUCAAUAACGGGGAUGAAGUGGCAGACCCUACCCUUUACACUCAUCGCAUUGGACGUGGUGGUAGGUUUGGAAAGGCAACUGUUUCCAUCACACUAUAUGAGAAAGACACAGAGGAAGUGUAUAUGAACAAAAUAAUUGAGCAUAUAGACGAAAAGUACGCUACCCAGAAAAGGACAGAGCACGUCAUCACGUCGCUAGACUCUGUUGACGAGAUCAAAGAAAAAGUGGAGUCGAUUGUUAGAAAAGUUGACGACGAGAUCAGCAGGGAAAUUGAUGAGCAGAAUAAAAAAACGGAAAAGCGCAAUGAAGAUGGAAGGGCAGAAAGACGUGAUGAUGUGGAAGGCCUGGAAUUGUAG
This is a messenger RNA of Giardia duodenalis, 1431 nucleotides long. RefSeq names its product Helicase. NCBI's taxonomy places the organism in Eukaryota, Fornicata, Diplomonadida, Hexamitidae. The record is from RefSeq and is a predicted model, not a curated record. The transcript has a single exon. Gene Ontology annotation, cellular component: cytoplasmic stress granule. Gene Ontology annotation, molecular function: ATP binding; translation initiation factor activity. Gene Ontology annotation, biological process: cytoplasmic translational initiation. Bases 1 to 1431 code for a protein of 476 amino acids.